Molecule: messenger RNA, 1010 nt
Organism: Daldinia caldariorum
Lineage: Eukaryota; Fungi; Ascomycota; Sordariomycetes; Xylariales; Hypoxylaceae
Exons: 1
Coding region: 103-894 (263 amino acids)
Source: RefSeq, a predicted model, not a curated record
CUUGCCAGUGACCUUGCUCCCAUAUGUAUCUGUGACAAACUUCCUACCCCUCUGAAGUCCAUCGCCUUGAAAAGUGCCCCUCCAUAUACCCUUAAGCAAAUAAUGGCAGGUGGAUUGUUCAUCCUCCCCGAGAACGAGAACGCAAGUGGAAAGCGUUCCAAAGAAAAUGAUAAUAGCAGUAGGUUUCCGAUUAUCAAGCGAGUUCGUCGAAGUUACGAACCAGACCCCUCAACUCGACGGCCACGCGGAUCGCAAAUCCAUCCGCCGGUCAAGAAUCAAAGAAUAGUACGAGGGUAUCAGUUUUACCGAAAUCCCGGGGGCACCAAUAUCCCCAUUAAAGACACCCAAAGCCGAGCAUCUUCUAGUAGUUCGACAGGCGAACUCAUCCCAGGCAGAACUUUCAAGGUCCCUUCUGGAAGUUCCAGCGAAGGGCAGUUUAUUCCCGGGACGACUUUCCGGGCCCCCUCCGGAUCCUCUGGCAGUUCCACGGAAAGAUUCACCCCAGGCGUGACCUUCGCGGUUCCUCUAGAAUCCUCCAGCAGCGAGAGCCGCAGGUCCUCCCUGGCUCUGGAGCGCAUCUCGUACGAGGAGAUCAUGCACGACAUCGAACUGGCCCGGAAGGAGCUCAGAGACGCUCUAUCGGGCCGGAGGUCUUCAAGACGCCUAUCGAACCUCGGCGAACCCAUAAGAGAGCUGACUCGCGAAAACCUCGCGAGGCAUCGCCGAGCUGAGAGAAGGCGGCUGGUCGAGGAAAGGCGCAAAGCUGCGAGCCAGCCUCCGCCUCCGCUUCCCAGCCUCCUUGGGGUCAGGUACAGCCACAAAAAUGCUCCUGUCUUCAGAAAAGUAAACUGGGACAAAGGGGCCAGUCAAUCUUAUGAAGAUGACAACGUGUAACCCGUAUGAAGGAAAGUACCUUAAACAUCUAGGUAAUUAUUAAGAGAAAAAGACCCUAACCGCAACGUACGAAAUCAACUUUGGUAUUGGUAUCGAUCAAUUCAAUUAUUCUUUAA